AUGAAAAUAAUCAGGAUAGUACAGUGUGCAUUGUUAGCAGGAUUUUCUUUGAAACCUGGGAAUUGCCUUGCAUCAAAUGGGAGUACUGCAUUGAUGGGGGAAGAGGAUAUGCAAACACCUUUCCCAGAAUGGCUGACAGAGUUUACAAACCUUACCCAAUGGCCUGGACUCGACCCUCCUUACAUUCCACUAGAUUAUAUAAAUCUUACCGAAGUACCAGAAUUUGAUAGGUACUUUCCUGGCCAGUGUCCAAAAAUUUCCAGAGAGCAAUGCUCAUUCGACUGCUACAACUGUGUCGAUGUUGAUGAUGUUACAUCUUGUUUCAAACUCUCCCAAACUUUUGAUGAUGGACCCGCCCCAGCAACCGAGUCAUUGCUAGAGAAAUUGAGACAAAGGACUACUUUCUUUGUUCUAGGAAUCAACACUGUUAAUUAUCCUGAUAUAUACGAGCACAUUUUAGAGAGAGGUCAUUUAAUUGGCACACAUACAUGGUCGCACGAAUUUUUGCCAAGCUUAUCAAAUGAAGAGAUUGUCGCCCAGAUUGAAUGGUCAAUUUGGGCGAUGAAUGCCACAGGAAAGCACUUUCCCAAAUACUUUAGGCCCCCAUAUGGCGCCAUUGAUAAUAGGGUUAGAGCUAUAGUUAAGCAAUUUGGCUUAACAGUUGUCUUAUGGGACCUUGAUACAUUUGAUUGGAAAUUAAUUACAAAUGAUGAGUUUAGGACAGAGGAAGAAAUACUUCAGGACAUAAAGGCUUGGAAGAGGCAGCGAAAAGGUUUGAUUCUAGAGCACGAUGGUUCUCGAAAAACCGUUGAUGUGGCUAUUAAGAUCAAUGAACUAAUUGGAAGUGAUCAAUUGACCAUUGCAGAAUGUAUUGGUGAUACAGACUACAUUGAACGCUAUGAUUAA
Molecule: messenger RNA, 906 nt
Organism: Saccharomyces mikatae IFO 1815
Lineage: Eukaryota; Fungi; Ascomycota; Saccharomycetes; Saccharomycetales; Saccharomycetaceae
Gene: CDA1
Product: chitin deacetylase CDA1
Exons: 1
Coding region: 1-906 (301 amino acids)
Biological process (GO): carbohydrate metabolic process; ascospore wall assembly
Cellular component (GO): prospore membrane
Molecular function (GO): chitin deacetylase activity
Source: RefSeq, a predicted model, not a curated record